AUGGAUCCUGACUUUGAAAUCGAAGAUGUGAACGAAUAUGGUGUGCCGCAGACAACAGCCUCCAAUGGUUAUGGAGUUGUUUUCAAGAUCCUCGUUGGUCUUAUCUUCAUUGCCCUCUAUUUCUUAGUGUCUCGUUUCUCGGCGGCUUUUGGCACAAGGUUGGCCAGGCUUGCGACUGAUACUCACCAAAGGAAUUACGAUGUGGAAAUGCGUGAAGCUAGGAGACGUCUACAGGAACGAUUCGACAACGAAAGGCGAAACCGUAAAACGCAGAACAAUGGAAACAUCCCAACCGAAGACACGGAAAAGUCAAAGAGCAAAGCAGAUCCUCAGAAAUCUACGAAGCGUAUCAAAGCUCCCAAUCCAGAAACACUAAAUAGUUCAGGGUACUUUCCCCUGAUAGGGGACAGCAGCGGUUCCAACGUCUGUUUUCGCCGUUCUAGGAAGCCUGGCGGAUGA
Messenger RNA from Hydatigera taeniaeformis, 459 nucleotides. The record is from the annotation of a GenBank genome assembly. NCBI's taxonomy places the organism in Eukaryota, Metazoa, Platyhelminthes, Cestoda, Cyclophyllidea, Taeniidae.